Messenger RNA from Schizosaccharomyces octosporus yFS286, 1121 nucleotides. Its product is annotated as FRG1 family protein. Bases 153 to 893 code for a protein of 246 amino acids. The transcript is spliced from 4 exons. NCBI's taxonomy places the organism in Eukaryota, Fungi, Ascomycota, Schizosaccharomycetes, Schizosaccharomycetales, Schizosaccharomycetaceae. The record is from RefSeq and is a predicted model, not a curated record. Gene Ontology annotation, molecular function: actin filament binding. Gene Ontology annotation, cellular component: catalytic step 2 spliceosome; striated muscle dense body; nucleolus.
GCCUAGUGUAUGUGUCCUUUUACAUUACGUUUGAAAACCACCAGUCGAGGUAGAAAAAAGAAUCUAUUGGUGUGAAUAGGUUAUGUACAUUAAGAAAAAGAUUUACUCAAAAGAUUUAUAAGUGAAUAUAUUAACUUCUGUCAUUCUUGAACAUGCCUUCGCGUUUAAGUUUCAAAGGCGAUAAAAAGGUUCACAAAAAAGGAAGAAAGUCUGCAAAAUCUUUACAAUCAGCCGUGGAGUCUCAAGAGAAUGAUCCAAUAUGGACCGACGCUAACUUAGUGGAAGACAUCCAUGGUCCACUGGUAUUAUAUCAAAGGCUGGAUACAACUGUCAUUUCCUUGGGAAUAGAAGAAGUUCAAGGAAGUUGCGUAGGAAUUUUCUUGGACCCUCUUUCUCUAGAACCGGAUAACACAAGACAAGUAUUUGUGGCUUCUGAUAUGAAUGGUAAUGUUGUUCUGAAAAGCUUCCUCAUGAAGUAUCUUUCCGCUGGUAAAGAAGGAGACUUGUUUAGCAAACGAGAAGCCAUUGGAGCUGAAGAACAAUGGCAACUUCAAUAUUUGCAUGAUGGCUAUUGGGCUUGGAAAAGCAUGUCUAAUAACAAAUAUCUCGAGUGCUUGCUAAAUGAGAACGACACCUACGUAUUUCGUUGUACCUCUGAUACGGUGACAUUCACUUCAAAAUGGAGAGUACGCGUUCAGACUAGGUUUGUGAAACGACCAUCUAUUCAAAACAUAAAACAACCGACAGUGCAUUCACAACAAUUGGAAGCUAUGGUUGGAAGACCAUUAUCUUCAGACGAGAAAAAGAUUUUAAAGCAAGCUAGUAGAGAUGGUUCUUUGCAUGAAGCUCUGCUUGAUGUUCGAGUCUCCAAAAAGAGCGACAAAUAUGGAUAGGCAUAUAAAGUAGAGAGCUGAGGGAAGAAUUGACAAAAACGAUACUGAAAAUUGGAUUACAUGAUCUCGUUAUGAAUUCUGUAGAUUAGAUAUUAUGGAAAAAUAUGUUGGAGCUACUAUGACAAUAUAUACUAAAUGCUCAUGGGAUUGAAGCAUCAAUUGAAAAUUGUAGUUUUUAGGUUCUUAAUAGCUUUUCUAAUUAUUUCUUAAAAUAAAAAAUUCUUUUUU